AUUUACUGUUUUUACUUUUGUUGCAGGGUUGAUUGAAGAUAAUGAGGAGAAAGAAGAAUUGCGUGAAGUUGAGGAGAAAAAUCAUGUCAAAAGUGGAGAAAAACCCAAACAGAAAGAUUUAAAUAAAAAAAGAGCCAAGAAAUAUUUCACCUGCACUCAGUGUGGAAAGAGUUUCACAUACAAACAUACCCUUGAUGUUCACAUGAGAGUUCAUACUGGAGAGAAACCAUUCACUUGUGAUCAGUGCGGGAAGAGUUUCAAGCAAUCAUCACACCUUUAUGCUCACCUGGCAGUUCAUACGAAGGAGAAGCCGCAUUCAUGUUCUGAAUGUGGAAAGAGUUUUUCACUGCUGCGGAGUUUACAGAAACAUGAGAAAAUGCAUGCUGAUGUGAGAGAGUACAUGUGCUUUGAGUGUGAAAAGACUUUUACUUCAGCUGCACGUUUGAAACUACAUGAGAGGAUCCACACUGGAGAAAAACCUUACACGUGUUCACACUGUGACGAGAGAUUCAGUCAGGUAUCACAUCUGAAAAUACAUGAGAGGAUCCACACUGGAGAGAAACCGUACAAGUGUUCACACUGUGACAAGAGUUUUACUUCAGCUGAAAAUUUAAAACAGCACCAGAGGAUUCACACUGGAGAAAAACCUUAUAAGUGUUCACACUGUGACAAGAGAUUCAGUGUGUCAUCAAAUCUGAAAACACAUGAGAGAACCCACACUGGAGAGAAACCAUACAAGUGUUCACACUGCAACAAGAGAUUCAUUCAGUCAGCAAAUCUGAAAACGCACGAGAGGAUCCACACUGGAGAGAAACCUUAUAAGUGUUCACACUGUGACAAGAGAUUCAAUCAGUCAGGAAUCCUGAAAGCACAUGAGAGGAUCCACAUUGGAGAGAAACCUUAUCACUGCACUGCAUGUGGCAAGAGUUUUAGUCAAUCAUCUUCUCUACACAAUCAUACAAAAAGCAUUCACAGUAAGUAGAUCCAGGACUUUCAGGUCUGUUGCUGCGUCCUCACCAAAUGUGACACAAUAAUGCAUCAACCCAUAAAAACAUCAUCUGGAUAAAUCACAGAAACAUUAUCUAAAGUUUUGAUAGUGAAUAAAGUUCAUCUUCAAAACCAGCAGAUUCAACUGAGAGAUUCAGAUCAACUCAAAGAUGGAGUUCCUCUCCAAAGAACAAUGUCAAAAAGUUUUAUUCUUGAAUAUAAUUUUGCUUUGUGAUAUAAAUGGAAUCACAGUGCUUUCUUAUGACUUUCAAAUUAUGUUCAAUUGUCUUAUAAUUCAUAAGUAUCACUUGUAGUUUGCUUACUUUUUCAUGAAGGAAAGUAUAAGCUUUUUACAAACUGUUCUUGUUCAGGAAGCUGAAGAAGAGACUGUAACACUUUUAAGAGAGACUGA
Molecule: messenger RNA, 1399 nt
Organism: Sinocyclocheilus anshuiensis
Lineage: Eukaryota; Metazoa; Chordata; Actinopteri; Cypriniformes; Cyprinidae
Product: zinc finger protein 239-like
Exons: 4
Biological process (GO): regulation of gene expression
Cellular component (GO): nucleus
Source: RefSeq, a predicted model, not a curated record